Centruroides sculpturatus (bark scorpion) is the source of this 1267-nucleotide messenger RNA. RefSeq names its product E3 ubiquitin-protein ligase DCST1-like. The record is from RefSeq and is a predicted model, not a curated record. The transcript is spliced from 9 exons. NCBI's taxonomy places the organism in Eukaryota, Metazoa, Arthropoda, Arachnida, Scorpiones, Buthidae. The coding region runs from base 77 to 1267 and encodes 396 amino acids.
GUAAUAAUUGCAUUAUUGCGUUUUUUAGACAUUUAGAAAUUAGAAUUGUUAAUAGUUAAGAAAUUUAGAAAUUAUAAUGGCUAAAGACAAAAUAAUCGAGAAAAUAAUUAAAAUUAAAGAAAUAACGAAAAAGAGACGUCAUUGCUUGUUUAUACAGGCGAUACGAGACGUAUUUUGCAGCAAAACAUAUGAACACAGAGUGGUCAAGACUGCUUUUCACUUUCCCAUCGGAGUUUUAUUCGCUUUGGGAUUGCAUUACGGUAUAAUCCAAUACUUAGAGUUGGAAGAAUUUGUCAUGCAAGUUUUGUCGCUCACUUUAGGCUUCUGUUUAACACUGGGUUACGCCCUGUCGGUACAAAUUCGAUGUAUGUGUUGGUUGGUAUUACCUACUAUUUUUGGAAAAAGUGGUAGAGCUUAUUUGGUCAGUUUAGCUAUCACUCAUGUCAUUGAUGGUCCUUUCGAUAACGUGUUGUACAAUACUAACGAAUCUGUUCGAGUUAUGGGGUGCAUCACUUCUCUUGCUUUUAACCAUUCGAUUGAGAGAUCCCGCUUGAUGUUUCGUCCUAUCAAACAAAUGGCAAACGAAUUCAAUAAUGGAGGCAAUGUUUUACAAAAAGAAGUGCAAAGAGUCGUCGAUAGUUACUUCCCCAUACAGAAUGAGGUAGAAGGAAAAGAGGAAGUGACUGAGAAUAUCAGAGAGAUAGAAAACCUUGAUAAGCAAAUAAAUGAAAAUCGUGUUCAAACAAUAGAAGAAAGAUUCAGAAAGCGUAAUCAAAGUGGAAUUGGAAUGAAGAAGGAGUUGAAUUAUAGGAAAAAACUUGAAUAUCGUUGCGAAUAUCUUUUUACUAAGGCUGUUGAAAAUUGUCGAAACACUCUUCGGGAUACGCAUGCUAAAUGCUUAUCAAGAGUAUUUUUAGUUGGCUGGCUUGUUUGUGCUCCCUUACUCAUGCAUAAUGCUUGCGAUUUAAUAGAAGCUAAGAAAGGUGAAGAUGGUUGUCGAUCCGAAAAAAAUAUCAAUAAAAAUUUCGGAGGGGGUUACGAGUCAUUGGCGAUGGUAGACCAAGAAAUGCAUGAAAAUUUCAUAUUUAAUUUGCAAUAUAAGAUGAAUCUCCCGAAAGAGAAAGUGCAUCAAGCCACUCCCGAAGACAUAACUGAAGCUUUGGCCGAGCGCUUUACUACGAAGAAAAAACUGGCUAAUUUAGUGAUCAUUGUUAUCAAGCGCUUCUUGGCUUUUGUGUUUCUCUUUGUCUUUCUCAGGCAAGUUUAG